UCCACGAAAAGUACAUUAAAAACUCUGAACUCUUGAAUAAAAACAUAUGUUUGUUUCUCUUCUUCGUGGGUGAACUUGUAAUACUCUCUCUCUGCCGGCAGGUGGCAGGCCUGCGUCGCAUCCCGCUGCACUUGUCGUCCCUGUUGUCCUGCCGGGAGCUAGCUUAGCCUAGCCGCAUCCACACUCUCCUGCGUGUGUCGGCGUGUCGGCUCCUGCAGACGGAUGUUACUCUCUGAACUGUGUCAAACCAGCUGGAACUCUCCGACUGUUUCCCCCUGAAGCGUCCGCAACACCAGGCUGUAAGAAAACCAACCUUUUAUUCAUUAAAACAGGUUACAGAGAAGAUGGAAGUAUGUGUACCGUAAACCAGGAGAAGCUGUCGUGUUCACCGCGUCCACCAACAACCCCACUCCUCAGUUGCACCAUGGAUUCUGCUGGAUAUAAACAUGAGUCCCACUACACAGAAGUAGAGAGUCCUUGGCAUGUGGUGCAGAAAUCAGGAGAUCCGGAUCACAGGAGCAGAGAUGUUGAGAGCUGGAAGCUUGUGGAUGUAUUUCUGUCGGGUGGAGCACCGUGGGGAUUUACACUCAGAGGAGGACUGGAGCACCGAGAGCCUCUGCUCAUCACAAAGGUUGAGGAGGGCAGCAAGGCGGCAGCUGUGAGUCUCCAGGUGGGAGACGAGCUCGUCAACAUCAACGAGAUUCCCCUGAGCGGCUUCAGACAGGAGGCCAUCUGCCUGGUGAAAGGCUCCCACAAGACCCUCAGUCUGGUGGUGAAAAGGAGGAAUGAACCCAUAAGCAGGCCUCACUCCUGGCACUCCACCAAGUUCAACGAGAGCCAAUCAGAGGCUGCCAAAAGGCAGUCCCCACCCACGCAAGUCUGGAACGCCAGAUAUGAUGCAAGCUCCUCCUCUACUGAUCUGUCCUCUGGCUGGGAGCAAACAGACCUGCGCAGAGUGUCCGACCAGUUCAGCUCUCUGGGCAGUAUGGACAGUCUAGAGCAUGUCCCUCACCCGUACCCCGCCGGUCAGCUGUCACCCGCCAAGUCCAACAACAGCAUGGAGCAUCUCGGAGGAGGCAAACGAGACUCGGCCUACAGCUCCUUCUCCACCAGCUCCGGCACUCCAGACUACACCCUCUCGAAGAGCAACGCCGCCUCGACGGAGAACAUGCUCUACAAAGUCAAUCAGUGGGAGGCGGGAGCAAAGCACAACAAUGCUAGGAACAGCCAGAGCGUGAUGGAGGGAGUCAAACCGGACGAUAGGGUCGCGUACUUCCAGAUGCCGGGUGUGAACUCACAGACGGACGACUCGGCCGGCUCGCGCCAUUCCACGUCGAGCAGAACCAGCGUAGGACCUGUUUGGCACGUCCCCGAACCUAAAAAGAAGACCACCUCCCCCUCUCCUCCGCCUCCCCCUCCACCCGCACGCAGUGACAGUUUUGCUGCGACAAAGGUGCACGAAAGGGUGCUCGUCAUGGCUCACCCAGAAGGCCCCGAAUCCCACGUCGCCUCCAUUAAGACCUCCACUGAAAACCGCCGCAGCCUCAACCCACCCCUGAAAAACGAUGGCGAGGUUCCAUACACUUCAUCUGAUAAAUCAAACCAGCUCGGCUCAAACAAGCAGCAAUCCCUGUCCACCAGUGACGUCCGGCAAAACCAGCCCCACCAUCAAAGACACCACAGUGACAAAAGCACUUUAUAUUCCCAGCCCCGAACUAUGUCCGUACCAAAGCCGCCGCAGAACGUCGGGGGCUACUACUGCAGCAUGCAGGAGCUGCCCACCAACGGUUCUGCACAACACUUUGGUCAGAACCACAGAAGGAACUUAAGCAGCUCCAUGUCCACCACAGCCGCCGACCAAAACACUGACAGCAGUCGACAUAGCCGGUACUACUGCGUCACUACGGUUCAGCCCGCGCAGCAUAACCCCCAGUUGGGAAAAUCAGAGGACAGGAAGAGCGUCACCGGUGCAGACCUGGUACACGCCGGAAAUGAGCGCAACUCUCUCAGCCCACAGACGGUCACCAAAGUGAAGUAUCAUCUGCCCCAACAGCAGCAACACUCCUCUCUCAGCAAAGACAGCAACGGAUACGGAAAGCACCAAGUUACCACGAUGAUAGAAAUAGCUGCACCCAAAUCCAGCGCCGACGAUCGGGGAAUCCAGAGGGGACACAACGCAGAGGCUCCGUUCACGAGUCACGCUUCUAUCAGGCAGCCCGAACAGCGGAGGUCUCUGCCGCCUCAACAUCACCAAGACGUCAGACACCACGGCCAAGCGAGCACCAAGAUCUGCCCCCAGGCGACCCCCAUGCUUCACUUUCUGUCCAUGGACGACGCCGCAGGCCAAGGCGAGGUGUCAAGAGGUCCAAACCCAGAGGAGUCUCUGGACAACAAGAUGGCGAAACGCAGCGACCGUUUUGCCACCACGUUGAGGAACGAGAUCCAGAUGAGAAGAGCCAAGCUGCAGAAGAGUUUGAGUGCAGCUGCUCUUCCUGGUCCUGAGGGAGGGACUGAAGCGGACCAGGAUGUCUGGAAGUCCACUGAAAGCUCCACCCCGACCUCAGCAGAUGGCUCCUUCAGCAGCUCCUACAAGGAUAAUCUGAAGGAAGCACAAGCGAGGGUGCUGAAGGCCACGUCUUUCAGGAGGAAAGACCUGGAGCCCGUCCUGCUGGAGCACCCAACGGCCGAGGCCUUACCCAGCUACCCGUCCUCAGCGCUGGCCCGCAAAGACGUCGCCCCGCUGCCCACCGUCUCAGAGUCUGUAAUGAGUAAGUCGGGGCCCGCUGCCGGUCAGGUGACUCGCAUCGGUGGCCGUAAGCGUUUCGCUGCAGAGAAGAAGGUGCGGUCUUUCUCUGAACCGGGCAAAAUCCACGAAGUCGGGGUGAAGGAAGAUCUCCUUCACAAUGAAAGCUCCUCGCUAGAGCAACAGAAGCUCCGUAAAGAAACCGGGAAACCAGCUUUGCCCAAUCACAUCCCCCCUCGGAGCGGGACGGAGACCCGAGGUCCUGCCUCCUCUAUUGAGACAGAAGACACGAUGAAAGGCAGAGAGUACGCCGAGGAGGUCCACGGAGGUCCUCACUCUGCACACAAGCAGGUCAUCCUAGACCAGCAAAGACUGGGCACCUUCGCUGAGUAUGAGGCCAGGUGGAAUAUUCAGAAACCCCCCCAGGAAACAAGAGCCUCCGGACGGUACCGAUCGGCUGAUAACAUCCUGGAUCCAGGACCGGAGGAGAGAACCAAUACCACCUGUUUCCACGAGAGAUCCAGAUCGUCUCCUUCAGCCGACAUCUACGGACAGAAGAUUCAAGUUCCUGCAAGAAAGUCAGAGACAGAAUAUUCCCAGACGGAGAGUAAACCUGCUGAACCGCUCAUCUCCGCCACACGGUUCCCUGACGGAGAACCCGGCGACUGCAGAGUGAGAGAGGCUCAGUACUCAGCGCCUCCUCCUCCGCCUCCUCCUCCUCCAGGAGCAAACCUGGACUCCAGACUCAGAGCUGGACCCGCCGCCGUGACCCACAGACCCACCUCGGGAUCCCACAGUCUCCCGGAGUCGACCCUCCCUCCGCUGGAGGACCGCGACCACAGCGAGCCGCCGUCUGGGCCGAGGAGUUGGCCCUCUCCCCCACCCGAAUGCCCUGAGGUCGACUCCCUGGAGUCCCUCUCUGGUUCCCAGAGCGAGAUCCUCACCCACUGCUCUCCUCAGGCUGACCCGGACCCGGCCCACGCUGCAGAGGGAGAUUCUGAGCAGGCCAAAGGACUCGAGGACAAAGGACAAGGGGCAGCACAUCAUCUGUCAACAUCCAAUCCUCAGCCGGCCUCGACUCCCCCGUCUCCCCCCCACAGACCUCCAGGGCCGGUCUCCAUGGAGGGGCAGCGCUCUCCUUCUCCACAGUUUUCUCCUCAGAGACUCAGUGACAAACCUCCGGUCUCUCUACAGGACGAGGACUCAGACAGGACGGAGCAUGUGAUAGAUAACCAACAUUCUGCAGUGAAGAAAGUCCCGAUCAGGAUCGUCCACUCGGAGGGCGUCGCAGAGAAGGAGACGAGUCCCUUUCUGCAGCACACUGACCCCCCCGCUGUGGAGGACCAGGGUCCCGGUGUGAUCCGGCUCGGCGGUCUGGGAGCCGCGGGGCAGGACUCGGUCUUCUGUGCGUUCACUCGCCAGAAGGAUCCGGACGAAACGCAGAACGCUCAGACAGAAACGUACAUGACCACCGACAGAGAUCACAACUCUGACGGUCAGCUGACGGAGACCACACGACUGUCUGAGGAUCAGAAGAGAGAGGAGCUGGCCAAGAGCAUCAUGGGAAAGGAUAAAUCACUGGCUGAUAUUCUGGACCAGAGCAAGAUGAAGACCACCAUGGACCUGAUGGAGGGCAUCUUCCCUCAGGGGGAGCAGCUGUUAGAAGGAGCUCAUCAGAGAAGGAAGGUCAGCCGACCCGCUGAGGAAAGGGAAAAGGAGGACAGCAUGGCGUCCGCUGUAACCAUGGUGACCAGCUCCACGUAUUACAGCACAUCUGCUCCCAAAGCCGAGCUCCUCAUUAAGAUGAAGGACAUGCAGGAGCAGGAGGAGGAGGAGGAAGACUCCGAAGACGAGCUGGACAUCGAUCUGGCCAACAAGAAGCAAGAGCUGAUCGACUCCCUCAGCAAGAAGCUCCAGGUUCUGCGUGAGGCCCGUGAGAGUCUUCAGGAGGACGUCCUGGACAACAACGCUCUGGGAGACGAGGUGGAGGCUCGAGUCCAGCAGGUCUGCAAACCCAACGAGCUGGACAAGUUCCGGAUGUUUGUCGGUGACCUGGACAAAGUGGUGAGCCUGCUGCUGUCGCUGUCGGGCCGCCUGGCCAGAGUGGAGAACGCCCUCAACAGUCUGGAGGAGGACGCCACCGCGGAGGAGAGGCGCACGUUGACGGAGAAGAGGAAGCUGCUGAUCCGACAGCACGAGGACGCCAAGGAGCUGAAGGAGAACCUGGACCGCCGGGAGCGCCUGGUCUACGACAUCCUGGCCCACCACCUGCCGGGGGACGGCCUCACGGACUACGAGCACUUUGUCAAGAUGAAGUCGGCGCUCAUCAUCGAGCAGAGAAAGCUGGAGGACAAAAUCAAGCUGGGGGAGGAGCAGCUGAAGUGUCUGACGGACAGCCUGCCGAUAGAGCAGAGGCUCAACUUCUAGACUGUCUGUCUCUGACGUGACUGAUGAUUGACACUCGUGUUCCUCCGAGGUGCAGUUGAGCCUGGUGACCAGCAGAGGGAGACAAAGACUAGCAGACACUUUUGUUUUGUUUUCUGCUGAAGGUUCCUCUCAGCUGGACCUCCAUAACACCACUCUGUCUCACAGCCUCCAGAUGUUCCUGAGGGACGUUCUCCUGGCGUCCACAAACCACUGUCUAUCUAAUGUCUUUCAUGCCAUUCUGUUUGUUUUUAUUUUUUUUAGUAAUUUAUUGUAGCCUUUUGAAUCGGCGCAGGAGGAGACAGUAUUUUAUCUUCAACUGAUUUGAGCAGCCGCGCUUCACGAACUAGAAGUAUUUAUCAUGUUUGAAUAAUUUCACAUCAAAUCUGGCCGAAUAUUUCAGUAAACACAAAGGUGUUUUUAUUUUUUAAACCUUUAUAUAAAUAUAAACUAGUGGCCUUUGUACUAAGAAGUUUGUGCCGUGGCUUCCCUCCCUGAAGAAGCUUUUACUCUGCAGUGAACAGAACAUGAAGUGAUAUCUACGACACAGAAGAGCAGCAGCACUUCACGUUCACACUUUAAGUGAAAUCACGUUUUAUUUUGAAGUGCCUGUGAAUCACCGUCCGCUCUCUUCAUGUCGCUGCUCCGUUUCAAUUCACAGCCACAAAAAAAAGAAAGAGACUUGUAUAGAUUGUGAUCCUGCCUCGUAUAAAGUGUUUCUGUAUUUCCUCUCAUGACUUCACUGUGUUUUUGGUUAUUCACGGUGCAGAUGUUAAAUGUUACCACAGUUGUUACUUCUAGAUGAAUUUCAAACACUAAAACUAAAAUUUAACCCCCCCCACAAGAGGAUGUUUGUUCUGCACAUUUUGUUAUGUUGGUUUUUUUUCACGCGCUUCAUGCACUGCUGCAGCCCGACUCUUAACACUUUACCAGCCGAGCUCCUUUAUAUCAAAUAAAAGAGUCUGCUGAAAU
Messenger RNA from Anoplopoma fimbria (sablefish), 6139 nucleotides. RefSeq names its product shroom family member 2a (gene shroom2a). Gene Ontology annotation, cellular component: apical junction complex; cortical actin cytoskeleton; apical plasma membrane. Gene Ontology annotation, molecular function: actin filament binding. Gene Ontology annotation, biological process: actin filament organization. The coding region runs from base 353 to 5170 and encodes 1605 amino acids. The record is from RefSeq and is a predicted model, not a curated record. The transcript has 11 exons. Lineage: Eukaryota; Metazoa; Chordata; Actinopteri; Perciformes; Anoplopomatidae.